CAGCACAAUCAUUCAUUCACCCACUCUCUCUCCUAUAUAAUCUUUCAUGCUUACACUACUUGUAAUUUCACUCUCUUCCUAAACUCAUUCUCACAGACACUCACACACACACUCUCACUCUUUCUAUAGACCGGAGUCCUCUUUGAAUCAGAGUUGCAGCAGAAGACAAAUAUCCCCUUGUAGUCAGUUACAUAACGGCUUUUUUCUCCCCAUUUUGCCCUUCUACUCCUCUUAAAUUUACCCCCAAACCAGAUCUUCACUUCACCACUCACCAUGAUCACCGGCCACGACCUUUAUGUGGUCUUGACGGCGGUAAUCCCUCUCUACGUCGCCAUGAUCUUAGCCUACGGCUCCGUCCGGUGGUGGAAAAUCUUCACCCCCGACCAGUGUUCCGGCAUCAACCGAUUCGUUGCCAUUUUCGCCGUCCCUCUCUUGUCCUUUCACUUCAUCUCCAUCAAUGACCCGUACGCCAUGAACUUUCGAUUCAUUGCCGCCGAUACGCUCCAGAAAAUCAUCAUGCUCGUCGUUCUCUUCUUCUGGACAAACUUCACCAAGAACGGAACUCUUGAUUGGAUGAUAACUAUUUUCUCUCUCUCAACACUACCCAACACUCUGGUCAUGGGUAUUCCUCUGUUGAUCGCCAUGUACGGCGACUACUCCGGCUCACUAAUGGUUCAAGUGGUGGUUUUACAGUGCAUCAUUUGGUAUACUCUCUUGCUCUUCUUGUUCGAGUACCGUGGUGCGAAGAUGCUGAUAAUGGAGCAAUUUCCAGAAACUGCGGCGUCGAUUGUGUCUUUCAAGGUUGAGUCUGAUGUUGUUUCGCUUGAUGGCCAAGAUUUUCUUGAAACGGACGCUGAGAUUGGUGAUGAUGGGAAGCUUCAUGUGACGGUGAGGAAGUCUAAUGCCUCCCGGAGGUCUCUGGGUCUGGGGCAGUGCUCUCUCUCGGCAUUGACUCCUAGGCCGUCGAACCUCACCGGUGCUGAGAUAUACAGCUUGAGCUCAUCGAGAAACCCAACACCUAGAGGGUCCAAUUUCAACCAUACAGAUUUUUACUCACUGAUGGGUUUCCCGGGAAGGCUGUCGAAUUUUGGCCCCGCCGAUAUGUACUCCGUUCAGUCAUCUAGAGGUCCGACGCCUAGGCCUUCAAAUUUUGAAGAGAAUUGCACAACCGGAGGUCCGCCAAUAGCCUCUCCGAGGUUCGGGUUCUACCCAGCAGCGCCGGUGGCAACUUCUUAUCCGGCACCGAACCCUGAAAUUGCUUCUUCUACAGUUACUAAAGGUGCAAAAACUCAACCACAAUCUCAACAUCAGCAGCCACAGAUUCAGCAACAGAUCAGUAAAGCAAACAAUGAAGGUAAGGAGCUCCACAUGUUUGUGUGGAGCUCAAGUGCAUCGCCGGUAUCGGAAGGCGGUGGUCUUCACGUGUUCGGAGGCACAGACGUCGGUGUCGGCGAACAUUCCGAUCCUGGUGCCAAGGAAAUCAGAAUGUUGAUUUCUGAUCGCCCUCAAAAUGGGGAAAACAAAGCUGUUCUGGAAACUGGGGAUUUUCGUGGUGAGAACAUCAGCUUUGGUGGUGGUGGGAAAGAUGGUGAUGAGGAGAGAGAAAAGGAGGGACCCAUUGGACUGUCUAAGCUUGGGUCCAGCUCUACUGCUGAGCUACACCCAAAAGUCGCCGGAGUUCAGGAUACCGGUAUCGGAAAACAGAUGCCUCCGGCGAGCGUUAUGACCCGUUUGAUCUUGAUCAUGGUUUGGCGUAAACUAAUCCGAAACCCCAACACGUAUUCAAGCCUCAUUGGCCUCAUUUGGGCUUUAAUCUCAUAUCGGUGGCAUGUGGUUAUGCCCAAAAUAAUACAGAAAUCAAUCUCUAUACUAUCUGAUGCUGGUCUUGGAAUGGCUAUGUUUAGCUUAGGUCUGUUCAUGGCGCUUCAACCGAAGAUAAUCGCAUGUGGAAAUGCGGUGGCUGCAUUCGCCAUGGCCGUCAGGUUCCUCACCGGCCCGGCGGUGAUGGCCGCAGCUUCUAUCGCCGUCGGCCUCCGCGGUACCCUCCUCCAUGUCGCAAUUGUGCAGGCAGCACUACCACAAGGGAUUGUUCCAUUUGUGUUUGCCAAAGAGUACAAUGUUCAUCCAGCCAUUCUCAGCACUGCGGUCAUUUUUGGGAUGCUGAUAGCCUUACCAAUCACUCUAGUCUACUAUAUCAUUCUCGGAUUAUGAGAUUUCCAGAGCAAAAUGUAGAAAUUUUUCCUUGAUUAAUGCUGUGUGGAGCUUGGGGUCAUCAAUGGCUGCACUGAGACAACUAGUACAAACUGUGGUGUUAUAGACAGAGGAGGUCAUUGCAUGAAGAAGAAUUAUGAAUCCCCAGUAGCAUUUGGAGCCCAGAAAUUUGACUUAGUAGAAGCCCCAAAAUAUGGGUCAUGUCCCACUUGAAGAAAACAUUUUAUCUAAGUUUUCAAACUAUGAGGAAAGCAGAGAUGGCUAGUCUGGUAUAAGGCAGACAGAGGAUAGGAAAUCAAGGAAGAAAAGGUGGUGAUUCAUUCUAUUGUGCUUCAAAAAUCUUUACUGGUGUAAAGCUUCAUUUCAAGUUCAUCUCCAGAGCUACAUAGAAAAUGAAGUAAAGUUGAGGGAUAAAGAACAAACUUUUCUCUAUUUUUGACUUCUUUUUAGUUGAUGUCCUUUAGUUUUUUGGUGAUUGUAUUCUGUUUGUCGUUUUCUCUUCCCAUGUAAUUAACUACUUUAGGAUUUUAAUGAGAUAAAAGGUAUCAUAUCCACCUUCUUUGUUUUUACCAAAUAAUGUCUUUUUCUUUCAUAGUAAUUGAAACCUG
Messenger RNA from Ilex paraguariensis (yerba mate), 2819 nucleotides. NCBI's taxonomy places the organism in Eukaryota, Viridiplantae, Streptophyta, Magnoliopsida, Aquifoliales, Aquifoliaceae. The record is from the annotation of a GenBank genome assembly.